AUGUGUUUGCAUAGCCGGGAUCACAAAUAAUUUGCCACCAACAUAGCAUUCCUGCGCUCUGAGUUUCAACCUAUAGACAGUGCCUUCUUUACCUUCGCUUUGCGAGUUUAAAUUCUUUUGACAAUUGCUUACCAUGGCUGCAAAAUCUUUAGGCACAUCGCUGAGAGUGGUGUCCCUGCUUCCAUCUGCUGCAGAGAUUAUCUGCCUUGUUGCGCCACAUGAAAUUCUAGUGGGCCGAUCACACGAAGACGACUUUCCACAUUCCAUUACGAAUAGACCCAUUCUUACUGCGGCAAAAACAACCUUCACCACUUCGGAGGACGUCAACCGGCAGGUGUCCGAGUCUCUUUCCACCGGUCAGAGCCUGUACGACUUGGACGCUGUGGCCUUGGCUAAAUUGAAACCAGAUGUGGUCGUAACUCAAGACCUUUGUGAUGUGUGUUCCAUUGAUCUAGUCACCGUUGAACGAAUUGCUCGAAAAUUGAAUCCAGUUCCGACGGUUAUCACGUUGAAUCCGCAAAAUUUGCAAGACGUGCUCGCCAACAUAACGGAAAUAGGUACCGCCCUUGGGUUCCCGGACCAGGCAGAAUCCGUUCGAUCGUCGUUGCUUCAAAGAGUCCAACGUGUUCGCGAUCAAGGGGCUAAGUUGGUUUCCGAGAGGGGCAGUCGAGUCACAGUCGGGUUCGUGGAAUGGAUUGCACCCAUAUUUAUCGGUGGUCACUGGACUCCCCAAAUGAUCCAAGAUGCAGGUGGCAUACACCCCCUCAACCUACCCAAAAACCAAGACGAUGGUGCGGGAAAAUCGUUUCCAAUUGAAGAUCAGAAAUUCAUCGAUCUCGAUGCUCAGGUUGUCAUUGUCGCACCUUGUGGACUUGAUAUUCCUACCACGGAACGGGAGCUAAGGUCCAUCCUUGACAAAAACAAGUCCUCGGGUGCUCGUUGCUGGGUCUCUGAGUAUCUACAGCGCGGCGUAAAGAUUGCCGUUGUCGAUGGAAAUCAAAUGUUCAACCGACCGGGUCCUCGUCUGGUCGACGCCAUGGAGUUUUUGGUAGGCUUCAUUAAUGAUCGAUACGAUCUCGUUCCAUCUGACUUUCCUUGGAAGCUGUUCACUCCAUGAGGUAGCU
Molecule: messenger RNA, 1124 nt
Organism: Umbelopsis ramanniana AG
Lineage: Eukaryota; Fungi; Mucoromycota; Umbelopsidomycetes; Umbelopsidales; Umbelopsidaceae
Exons: 5
Coding region: 134-1117 (327 amino acids)
Source: RefSeq, a predicted model, not a curated record